Messenger RNA from Lachancea sp. 'fantastica', 1668 nucleotides. The record is from the annotation of a GenBank genome assembly. Lineage: Eukaryota; Fungi; Ascomycota; Saccharomycetes; Saccharomycetales; Saccharomycetaceae.
AUGCUCAAAGGCUUCAAAAAAACUGGUAAAGAUGGUAGUAAUAAGAGCAGAAUCACUUCUGCAGACAUAUCUUCACCCACAGCAGAUCACACCAAUGUAGUGAAACACAUGAAAACCAUACCGAUUCGUUCCGGGUCAUCUGCAUCGUCGCAUUCCGUCGAUCGUGCGGGAGCGAAAGUGCCAGCCGAUGCAGAAAAGGUCAUCAAGGCUCUUUACAACUAUCAAGCCCAAUCUCCGCGUGAACUGUCAUUUGUGAAGGGCGAAUUCUUUUUGGUGCAGGCUGAGGACAAGGAAUGGUACGACGCAGCUAGCCCCAACGAUCAGCGCAGAGGAAUGGUUCCCAAAAGUUAUUUUGAGACUUUUUCCAGAGGACGUUCUGGAUCUCAUAGUAAUGUCACUGGCCAGGGCUCAACCCCAAUGAAAGGCGAACAACAAAGUCGCGAAUUUGGUAGGCAUAUGAGUCAAAGAGCCGGCUCGUUAUAUGCCAUAGUUCUCUACGACUUCCGUGCUGAAAAAUCCGACGAACUGACGACCUAUGCAGGUGAAAACUUGUUUAUAUGCGCCCAUCACAACUUUGAAUGGUUUAUUGCCAAGCCGAUCGGUCGUCUUGGCGGCCCUGGUCUUGUUCCAGUUGGGUAUGUCAGCAUUAUCGACAUCGACACAGGUUACGCCACAGGAAAUAGUAUCGACGACGAUAUACAGUCUGCCAAUUUGCCCACCGUUCAAGAAUGGAAGACAAACGUUGCAAAGUAUAAAGCCAGCAACAUUUCUUUAAGCUCGCCCGAAGUGAAACGACAGCAGCGUAUGAGCUCAUAUUCAUCAACCACAAACAACGCCAUACCGUCGCAUGAUUCUUAUUUCAGCUCGACUAUCGCUCACGCCUCGGUGGAUUCCUUCUCGCUGGAAGGCGAUAAGUUUUGGUUCAAUGUCGUUUGCGAAAUGUCUGAUGGAAGAGCACGAACUUUAAAAAGAUAUUACGAGGACUUUUAUGAUUUACAGGUGAAGCUUCUGGACGCCUUUCCUGCUGAAGCAGGUAAACUGAGAGACGUACGAGGGCAGUGGACGAAGCGCAUAAUGCCUUACAUACCAGGCCCAGUUCCAUACGUCACGGACUCCAUCACAAAGAAGAGGAAAGACGAUCUCAACAAAUAUGUGCGCGAGCUGAUAGGACUUCCAGUUCACAUAUCACAAUGUGAUACAGUCCGAUCGCUCUUCAAUAUAAGGAAUAACGGAUUUGAUCAAGAGUUCACGCAGGAGCCUACAAUGACUAAUUUCUCACAGGCGGAAAGAUCGGGAAACAUCAUUGCCGACAAUAAGAGUCCAGCGGACGAUUCGACUUUAACGGGCGAUGAGCUGAAAGUCUACGAAAUGAUGAACGGACUGUCUCUGAAAAACUCCAAGCCACACUCACGACCUCCGAGCGUAUCACCACCACAGAUGAAGCCUACGAAAAUAAAGUUUUAUUACAAGGAUGAUAUUUUCGCGCUGUUGCUCGAUUCCAACAUCACGUACAAUGAGUUGCGCACCAAAAUCGCGCCUCGAAUCGAGAGUCCUUCUUUUAAACUAUUUGUGAAACACGACAACUCCGUGGGUGACGAAGUCGCGGGAGAUUAUCAGGUCUCCGAAGUGAUACGAGGGAAGCUGAAAAUUCUAGUUGAAGAUGUGUGA